AUGUCGACUGAGUACUGGCACACAGGAGGGAGCACAGGGCUAUUCAUGCGUGCUGCUUUACGGACUCUACAAUUCGUGUUUGCAGUCAUCAUAGCCGCUCUCUACGGCGUCGACCUCGCCCAUUCCACCGCCACCAAAUCCCGCGCCAACAGUGCCUGGGUAUUCGCUGAAGUCGUAUCCGCACUCUCAAUUAUCACCUGCGCAGUCCACUGCUUCGUCACCGUAAAACGUGUAGCAUGGUGUGCCUGGGACUUUUUCGUCUUCAUCCUUUGGAUCGCGCAGUUUGGUGUCUUUGCCACUGUAUACAUUGGUGGUGGGACAGAUUCUGCGGAGGGCUUUGAGACACUGAGUGUAUCGCGGAUGAAAGCGGCGGUAUGGUUAGAUGCUAUAAAUGCUCUCCUUUGGUUCGUGACUUUUGUCAGUGGCAUCGCGUUCUGCUGUACCGCAAGACGAGUAACGAGAGGAACUAAGAAGGGAGACUUAGAAGCGGAGGCGCAAGGGGUUUUUACCCAGGUGCCAGAUGGAAGUGAGAUGGCGAUGGUUGAUGAUAAAGAAGACCUUGACAAACUUGGAAACAGAGAUUCCGAGGAGAAAGUUGAUCAUCUUAAGCCGAAAGACUCGGAUCUGGAUUCUCUGGCUACUACGUUGACGGCUGUGGAUUCGUUGGAUUUGGCGGUGGAUAUGACCAAACUCGACGAAGCCUCAAAAGGCAAUCAGAACGUUAUGUAA
This is a messenger RNA of Glarea lozoyensis ATCC 20868, 729 nucleotides long. RefSeq lists its product as uncharacterized. Lineage: Eukaryota; Fungi; Ascomycota; Leotiomycetes; Helotiales; Helotiaceae. The record is from RefSeq and is a predicted model, not a curated record. The coding region runs from base 1 to 729 and encodes 242 amino acids. The transcript has 2 exons.